AUGUCACAGAGGAGAGAGCGUUGUGAAGAUGGGAAAGAGCUAUUGUUCGACCACGGUGCACCGUAUUUCGCUGUGAAUGCUAGCAAUUUAGAAGUGCAGAGCUUGGUGAAUGACUGGGAAUCAAGGGGAAUUGUUGGGGAGUGGAAAGAGAAGUUUGGUUCUUUUGAUUUUAGUUCCAAAAAUUUCGUCCACUUCGAAGAGGAGGGAUCAGACAAGAGAUAUGUUGGUGUCCCUGGAAUGAAUUCUAUCUGCAAAGCACUAUGCCAUGAGCCUGGUAUAGAAACCAAGUUUGGGCUUGGUAUUGGAAAAUUAGAUUGGUUGGAUGGGGAUGAUUCAUGGUCUUUGACAAGCUUGGACGGUCAAAAUGUUGGUUGCUUUAAGGGAGUGGUGACAUCUGACAAAAGCACAUUUUCCUCCAGGUUCAGAAGUGUCACUGGAAAACCCCCACCUAUUGCGCUUGUUCUGGUGUUCAGAAGUGGCCACGCGUUAUUGUUGAGGCGAUUCGCCAUUGAAGACCUCGUCGAGCUUCAGAGAGCUUGA
Molecule: messenger RNA, 540 nt
Organism: Striga hermonthica
Lineage: Eukaryota; Viridiplantae; Streptophyta; Magnoliopsida; Lamiales; Orobanchaceae
Source: the annotation of a GenBank genome assembly